Molecule: messenger RNA, 4186 nt
Organism: Monodelphis domestica (gray short-tailed opossum)
Lineage: Eukaryota; Metazoa; Chordata; Mammalia; Didelphimorphia; Didelphidae
Gene: CCDC197
Product: coiled-coil domain containing 197
Source: RefSeq, a predicted model, not a curated record
UCUAAGAUCCCUUCUAGGUUUAAUAGUCUAUCAUGAUGUGAUUGCAGGAUUUCUCCCAGGCGCAUGAAGGCGAUGCUAAGCAAAAGAAAUGUGAGAACUCUCCUUUCUACAGUCAUGAAAAUAACAAUCCUGAAAAGAAAUCUUCAAACACCUUGAAAUCACAGAGUACACAGCAAAAUAUUUUCUUGGGGAUCAAAAAUGAAUUGGAUCAAACAGAGGAGUUGCUAAAAGCCAAGAGACAAGAAUGGAAGAAACGAAUGGAAGUAGUAGCAAAAGGAAAGACCGAACUGUUAAAGGGACAAAAAUAUAGAAAUCUACUCCUGAGCAAACUUUUGGUGGAGAGUAAAGCCAAGAAGCAGCAGGCCCUGGAAAGGUUGACAGCAGAUGUAAAAAUCAACAAAACCAAACAAGAAGAGAUAGACCGUCUAACCCAAGAACUUAGAGACCUCCGGAACAGGAAGCAGGAGUUAAAGAAAAAGUUGGAGAGGCACAGGCAUUUUGAAGACUUCUUGGCAAAAGUCCUUGACAAAUUACCAAGCUACUACAGAAGCUGGGAUUUGAAUUCUUCCAUAAAGAAAAUCAUAGAACAUCAUGAGAUGCUCUCCAAAACUAACACGAGCUUAAAAAAGCAAGUUUCCAGCCUCUCAGACGCCUACCAGAAAGCAAAGAACAAUCUCGAAGUUUUGCAACUGGAACAUAAGAACAAAACACUUAUCCUGACUACUGAGCUCUCAAAGUUGCAAAAGAAGUUGGACGACAUUAAGAUAAAAAACAAACAGUUGAAAGCAAGAGUUCAAUGGAAUAAAGAUUUCCCAAAAGAUGAAACUCAAGAUCUAGGCUGUAUGCUGACAGUCAUUUCCCACCUGGCAGAACAGUGCAAAAUUGAGCACUAUGGCCCUAUAAAGCAAUUGGACUUGACCUGCAAAAUGGAUAUGAUUCAGGAAUUUAUAUUGGAUAAAAUGAUGACCCAAAGAUUAGCUGAAUCUCGAAUGUUAUGGACUGGAGAAACAAUAACUGAUUACCGGCAGAAGAUCCAAGGACAAAACAAAGGGAAACUAAGGGACAAUUUUUCAUAUCAAGGUUCUUCUAGAUCCUCUAUAAGCAAAAUAACUAUUCCCCAAGAAAAUGAAGUUAUACUACCCAUGUCACAACAAAGUCACUGCCUCAAGCCCCUGAACCUUCCCAAGAGCAAAGAGGUCCAAAAUCCUGUUCUUUCCUUUCCUCGGGGCCAUAGUUUAGGCUACCCAAAGCCUACUCCAUGCCCUUCUAAAGUCUGCCCAAUUGAACAGGUCAAGAAGCUUGAAGAAAGACUCCCAAAAACCAAAAGUAAUCACCUUUUCUAGGUAAUAAUAAAUUGGGGGCUCAGCCUUGGAUCAAAAUAUCUUUCUGUUCGAGUGAAAGAAGUCAGAAAAACAAUAUAGGAUAGAAGUGGAGACGAUUUGGGAGGCCCAGGUUCUAGUCCUAUCCACUUCCCCUAACCAGAACCCAAACAAAUCUGACUCACUUAAAUCCAAUUCACACACAUCAUCACCCAGUAAUGUCACUGGUCUUCUCCAAAAAUGAAAAAUGCACAACAACUUCCCCUAAUAACAGUUAGUCAGUAGUCAGAUUUGAUAACCCCUAAGCUUCCUUCUAUCUUGAGAACAUUGAGAAGUAACUUGCCCAGUGUUACAUAGCCAGGAUGGUUCAAAGUAGAACUUGAACUUCUCAAGUCUUAUUGGCUUGAAGUCAGCUCUUUACCCAUUAUACCACUUUCCUCCAUACCUCCUAAGGUAUAAUUUUGCCUUCAAGAAUGACUCUCUAUCCCCUAGGUCACACUAAAAUAGAAAUUAUAAUGCAGAUGUAAGAAUUUAUAGAUAAUGUAUUAUAACAUAUUGUAAUAUAGAAAUUAAAUAUAAAUUAGAAUAUAGUCCUAGUCAAGAAUCUCAUCCCUUAGAAGGCUGUCUUUGGGUUUUAAUAAGUUUGCAAAAUAAUUAGAAGAGAAGUAACUUACCUGAGCCAGAGUGGUAUAAGCCAGGGUGAAUGGUGUUGAUCAGAUGUCCUAUGAAUCUGGCAUGGGAGGACUUGGUCCUUCCUAGAGAAAGCUGACCUCUUGCAAAGGAGCCCCUAGUAAUAGGGCUGCUGGUGAAUGUCCUGUCAUAGAUACGGAGAGCUGCCUCAGAGUUUUUUUGACAGAUGUAUGGCUGAUUGGGAAUGUCCGACUGAGUCAUGGGACCUCCCUUUUUCCACCCUUGGACAAAGAUAAUCCAAGUUGCCUCCUCCACAAGGGUCUGGCAGUAGAGAAGGGAGAAGAGGACCCAAAGAGACUACUCAUCUGCAAUUCAGAGAGUGGAGCAUCAAAUUAACUCUCCCCCCCCUCCCGUUCUGAUAGUACCUGAAAUACUAAUCUCUCUCUUUCCAACUUUGUAUCCUGAAUGUUAUUUCUAAGGUGUCCCUGAGAGUCAGCUGUGGAAUGAAAAAAUCACUGAGGAGCUGAGAAUGAGAAUGUCCUGGUUCUAUACUAAACAACUGUGUAACCUUGAGCAGAUCAUUACUUCUCUGGGCCUCAGUUUCCUCUGGGGCUAGAUAAAUUAUCUCUAAAGAGACCAUUCCAUCUAUAUCCCACAGGUAUUCUUGAUUCUGUGUUCUAAGGCUCCCCUCAAGCUCUGACAUUGAAUUAUUGCAGGAUUCUACAAUUUUCCUGAUUGUUUCUUAGGUGCUUUCCCAAACAUCUUUGGGAGAUUGGGGGAGGAAUACUUCUGCCAUACUUCAUGCUUCCUUACACAAACUCCAAUGGGGUUAAGAGCCAGACUAGAGGUUAACCAGUUGAGAUGCAGUCCUAUAGAAAGUUAGAGGGAGACAUCAUGUCUGAUUGACAGGACUGGGGAGAUAAUAACUGAGCCAAGUUAUGAAGGUGGUUUAGAAUUUCAGCAAAUAAAAAUGAAAUCAGUAGAGUUCAAAAGUCUUUCUGUUCAGUUACUUAGGAUGCUUCUCCCGUCUUGUCACACUGUUCCUAACUGGCCACCAGAACUCCAAAACACACCGCAUUUGGAGUCAGAGGACCUAUGCUCAAAUCUCUGCUCACCCACUUAUUUCAUAUGUGAGUUUGGGAAGUCAUUUAACUUGUCCAAGCCUUAGUCUCCCAGUCUGUAAAAUUGAAGAGUUAGUUGGACAACUCAAAAUCCAUGAUACUCCAUUCUCUAUCACAUGAUGACUGUCCCUGGAGAAAAAUUGGGAUAUACCUAGAGAUGAACGCUUUCAUCUGGUGAGUAAAUAGUACUAAUACCACCCAGAAGAAACAAACAUAAGGAAACACCAAUCCCAAAGGGAUGUCCAGUCUAGCAAGGGAGAGGAGAAUUUUAUGAUACGACCAGUAAAGGGCAACAUGCAGAAAAGAGAAAUAAGAAUAAUGCUGUAGGAAUUCAGAAGGAGACACAACUGAGGGGAUUGGGGAGACAAUAAUAUGGAGCUGAGUUGGAAAGGUGGCUUAGAAUUUUGACAAAUAAAAUGAGAAGAACUUAGUUCAGCAUAAUAAAAGAAAUAGAAACAAAGAGACCAGUUUGACUGAUGCCAGAGGUGCAUGUAGGAGAGACCAGUGGGAAAUAAGGUUGAAAAAGCAGAAUGAACCAAAUCAAAGAGGGUUUUAAAUGCCAGUUAAGGAGUCUGUACUUUAUUGUGUUAUCAGUAGGAUACUCUAGAAGCCCAAUUGUACAAAUGAAUGAAUGAAAAAUUAUUAAAGACCUCACUGUAUGACAUACAUUGUACUAAGCCCUGAGGAUACAAAUAGAAACUCUCUCUCUCUCUCUCUCUCUGUCUGUCUCUCUGUCUCUGUCUCUACUGUCUCUCUCUGUCUCUGUCUCUUUCUUUCUGUCUCUCUAUGUCUCUCUGUCUCUCUGUCUCUCUCUAUCUCUCUGUCUGUGUGUGUGUGUGUGUAUCUCUCCCCUUUCUAUUUCUUCUUGUCCCUUUAUUUGUCUUUUCCACCACCUGUCUAUGUUUGAGUACUUGAGUCACAUGGAGAAAGUUCCCACACUGAUGAAAUCACAGGGUGUUUGAUACUUCAACAGUUAUCAGUAGAACAAGUUUUCUCUAACUCUUGUCUUGAAAAAUUCCUUAACAUAUUUUUGCAUUCAAGUCAAUUGAUUAAACAUUUACCAUGGGUCUACUAUGUGCAUGAAAGGUAGUGUUACACAGUGGAUAGAGGAUUGGG